Messenger RNA from Neoarthrinium moseri, 4455 nucleotides. RefSeq lists its product as uncharacterized. The transcript has 2 exons. Gene Ontology annotation, molecular function: phosphorelay sensor kinase activity. The record is from RefSeq and is a predicted model, not a curated record. Bases 1 to 4455 code for a protein of 1484 amino acids. Gene Ontology annotation, biological process: phosphorylation; phosphorelay signal transduction system. Lineage: Eukaryota; Fungi; Ascomycota; Sordariomycetes; Amphisphaeriales; Apiosporaceae.
AUGACUUUGGAGGGCAUUCAGGAUUCUUCUGCUUUCCAUGCGCUCCACGGGGACGUAGCGACGUCGUCAUCUCCCGCAAUCGACGCGUCCAGCUCUCGUCCUUCACCCCUCCGUCCACAGUCGAGCCCCUCCAAUUCCGCCCCAAUCGUACCAAGCCCGCUCUCGCAGUCCGCCAUUCACCGCCGUGUGUUCGGCACCCAGCUCCCCGGCGCGCGAGAUACAGAGGUUGCUCUAGGGGAAUGGUCUGCUGAGAUAGGACGCUAUGGAUUGAGCGCUGCUACAGCACAACGAGCAACUUUCUUUGGGGACCACACGGCCCGCCCCUCGGGGGAUAUCAGUGCGACCCCGUCAGUACCGCAGCUGCAGAAGAACAACCUGCGAACCCAUGGGAAACGGCCCCUGGCUGACGAUAGAUACGGUAGUGACAACGCCCUCCGCCCGCGAAUGAAAAAGGCUCGGACAGGGCCCGCGCCUUGGAAGAUCGAUCUUAGCGAUUUCAAAGCCCCAGCAGCACCACCUCAGCUCGAGACCGUCACCUCGCCCCUGUUCUUCUCCCACAAGGAGAGGCCGCUGAUGGAGAGACCGCUGUUGGCGAGGCCGCCGAGCGUGUCUGGCACCGAGGCGGUGGGAACCAUGCUGAGCCGCGUGAGGGACUCGGCCGAAGUGACCACGCUCAAACUACCCAGAGGAACCGUGACCUCGGCCAGCCCGGCGAGGUCUUCGAGCACGCCAGGCAGUUGGUCUUCGAUUGAUGCCACGGGUUUGACCCGAAGCCCCGACGCUCAAGGAUCGACCCCAGGCCUGCAGUUCCUUCAAGGUGUCGGUGUCCUCGAAUUGCUAGAGAGAGACGACAGACCGACGUUCGUUAUCGAUGCGACAAACGCAACCCUUGUGUCUCCAGGGCCAUUUCCCAUUUUAUAUUCAAAUCCUGCUCUUCAGGUCUCGAACAGCAUUCGCCAUGUUCUCGCCGGGGACUUCACAGAGGAGGAGGCCAAGAGUGAUUUUCUCAUGUUCAAGUCAUGGGUGAAGAACGCGGGCGGUAACGCGGAUGGCUUGGACAUAUUUCUGCCCUCGCUCCAUUACGGCGGUUUCGAUUGGACUUGCUCCGUUAUCAGGAAUCGUUUUCGUUUUGUCAGCGCCAACAGGAGUGCGGCUUCGAUAGCUCGCACUUCUCCAGAGCCGCCGCUUGAGAGGGAGAACAGUGCCGAAUCCCGCGCUCGGGCGCCCAGUCCAAAUCCGCCGCCGAAAACGCCCAGCGAUAUCGCCGUACCUGAUGCCCCCGACUAUUUCAGCGGCGUGGCCAUGAACGUGGAUGCGCCAGGUUCUUUAGUGGGCAGUGAUGUCGGUGACCAGGUGCUCAUUCGCCGGCACAGCGAUUACUCUUCGGAGGUGGCCUCGAUUCCCUCCGAACAACCUUCCUUCGACUGGACACGGAUCCCCCUGACUAUGGACCUACCGUCCCACAUCCAAUUUGCCCGCUCACGAGACUGGGCGUCAACUCCCCUAGGACCAAUCGAGGAUUGGUCUGCCGACUUACGUGCUAUGGCCAACAUGGUCAUGGGUAGUCCGCACCCAGCUGCCAUGUACUGGGGUCCUGAACACAUCGCAAUAUACAACGAGGCGUACGUGCCAAUGGCGGGACAGAAACAUCCGUCCCUCAUGGGACAGAGCUACAAGGAUGCUUGGGCCGAGAUAUGGCCCGAAAUAGAGCCCGUAUUCAUCAGCGCCUGGCAGUCUGGGCAGGCUACCAUGAAAAAUGACCAUCGCCUCAUUGUGAACCGCGAUGGUUUUGAUGAAGAAACUUUUUUCUCAUGGUCUAUAGUGCCUCUUGUUGGCGAGGACGGCUGCGUCGUUGGGCUCUAUAACCCCGCGUUUGAGAACACAAGGCGGAAGGUCGCCGAGAGAAGAAUGCUUACUCUGCGAGAGGUCGGCGAGAAAACAGCCUUGGCGCGAGAUGUCAGGAGUUUCUGGUGCCAAGUUCAGCAGGGGCUUGAGUUCAAUGUGGAUGACAUUCCGUUCGCCCUGAUUUACUCUGUAUCCGAGGAUAGCGAGAGUGACAUGUCCUCAAUGCACUCGGGGAGUUUGUCCAACCCGCCACAGCUGGUCUUGGAAGCUUCCUUGGGUGUCCCCUUGGGACAUCCGUGCCUCAUAAGUUCUGUCGACUUACGAACUAGUGUCGAAGGAUUCGCCCCUUAUAUGAGGGAUUCCAUGGCUCAGGCCGGCGUCCCUAUCGUUUUAUCUAAGGAGGAUGGAACGCUCGCAGAGGACACCAUGGAAGGAUUCGACUUCAGAGGAGAGGCUACCAAUUGCCGAUCCAUCGUGAUCUUCCCAAUACACCCAACAACAGGCGGCGAAACUGUCGUUGGCUUUCUUGUCAUGGGGUUGAACCCCCAGCGACCGUACGAUGAUGACUACCAACUUUUCAUACAUCUUUUGUCCAGACAACUCGCGACAUCGUUAGCGUCCGUGGUUCUGUUCGAGGAGGAGAUCCGUCGGGGGCAGAGAGCGGCACGUCUGGCCGCUUUAGAUCGCCAGGAACUGACCAAGCAACUCCACUUGAGAACGCAAGAGGUGGAAGAGAGUGAGCUGAAAUUUACCCGAAUGGCCGAGUUCGCCCCUGUCGGCAUGUUCAUCGCAAAUCACGAGGGCCUCAUCGAUUUCUGCAACGAUCAAUGGUGGGAGAUUGCACAGCAACCCAGGGGCAAUUACAAUAUCGACUCUUGGAUGAAUGAGGUGUACGACGAGGAUCGGCCCGCGCUGGAAGAAGCUUGGGAAAGGUUGACAAAGGAAAAGGUCGCCAUCACACAUGAGUUCCGCUUCAAGCGCUCCCACGAGGACAGCGAUAACGUCAUUGAGAAUUGGGUGCUGAUGAGCGCCUACCCGGAGAAGUAUUACGAUGGCAGUACCAAGGAAAUAUUCGGCUGCAUAACCAACAUCUCGCAACAGAAACUUGCCGAGCAGAUUCAGAACCAGCGUCGCCAGGAAGCGGUGGAACUCAAGCGGCAGCAGGAAAACUUCAUUGACAUAACAAGUCACGAGAUGCGUAAUCCACUGAGUGCCAUUUUGCAAUGCGCAGACGAAAUCUCAGGCAUACUGGCAACCUACCGGUCCAAGAACGAUUUGACCCAAGACAUCGAGGCGCUGAGGCUAGCACUGGAGGGCGCCUUGGAAGCAGCAAAUACGAUUACCCUCUGCGCAAGUCACCAGAAGAGGAUUGUGGAUGAUAUCCUGACACUUUCGAAGCUUGACUCACAACUUCUUCUUGUUACGCCAGUAGAUGUUCAGCCGGUCGCCGUUGUCCAGCGCGUUUUGAAGAUGUUUGAAGGAGAGCUGAACACGAACGGAAUCGAGCUCACCUUCCAGGUAAAGAACCGCUACAUCGACAUGGGCGUUGACUGGGUCAAGCUAGAUCCAUCCCGCUUACUGCAAGUCUUGAUCAAUCUGAUGACGAAUGCCAUUAAAUUCACUCAUUCCCGGGAGCAGCGCAACAUUGUAGUCACUUUGGAUGCAUCCAAGGCUGUCUCGGAGAGGACCGAUUCGCAUAUUUCCUUCUUCACUAGUGAUCGUCCUGACAGAGGGGAGAUCACCGACGAUCCCGAUUGGGGUACAGGCGAGAAACUCAACCUGCACUUUUCUGUCCGGGAUACAGGCAGGGGUCUAGAUGAGCACGAGACAAAGUUGCUCUUCCAACGGUUCUCCCAAGCGUCUCCACGCACCCAUGUCCAAUACGGCGGCUCGGGAUUGGGCCUGUUCAUCUCGCGGAUCUUAACAGAACUGCAAGGAGGCCAGAUAGGUGUGGAUUCACAGAAGGGCGUUGGCAGCACUUUCUCGUUCUAUGUGCAAAGUCGUAAAUCCGAGGGCCCCAGCGACUAUACUGUGGCAUCCGCGCCGCCUCUUACGAGAGCUCCGGGCUCAUCCACAACAAUCGAAAACCGACAGCCGAAACUCGAUGGCCGUUCCCAGCUUGCUAAAGCGAAAGCAACACCGAAGCCGCCAAUCCCAGCUGGUCAACGCCUCUUUGACAUAUUAAUCGUUGAAGACAAUCUUGUGAAUCAAAAGGUUCUCCAACGCCAGCUGAAGAAUAGUGGCAACAACACACAAGUGGCAAACCAUGGCGGAGAAGCCAUCGAUGUGAUCAAGAGAUCCCGGUUCUGGUCUGGUCAAGAAAGGACAGGUACUAAUAUCUCCGUCGUCCUUAUGGAUCUCGAGAUGCCUGUCAUGGACGGCAUGACUUGUGCUCGUAAGAUCCGGGAACUAGAGAGCCAAGGAACCAUCGUCAGUCAUAUUCCUAUCAUUGCCGUCACGGCAUACGCACGGCCUGAGCAGAUCGAGGAUGCCAAAGCCGCAGGAGUUGACGACGUGAUUUCAAAGCCGUUCCGCAUACCAGAGCUUAUCCCCCGGAUUGAACAGCUUAUCAACAAGUAUCCUCCCUCCGAGAGAUUUCCGGCUUCGUAG